Aedes aegypti (yellow fever mosquito) is the source of this 1895-nucleotide messenger RNA. Its product is annotated as cytochrome P450 4C1. The record is from RefSeq and is a predicted model, not a curated record. Bases 112 to 1674 code for a protein of 520 amino acids. Lineage: Eukaryota; Metazoa; Arthropoda; Insecta; Diptera; Culicidae. Gene Ontology annotation, molecular function: heme binding; monooxygenase activity; iron ion binding. The transcript is spliced from 5 exons.
AACUAUCAGUCGUGAGGUAAUAGUCGGUGACAACGGUAUAAUUGGUCUGAUCAGUUUCGUCCCGGUUAGGAUCAGGAUCGCUUAACGUCGGUGUCGUUGAAACGUGUCAAGAUGUUUGGGCUCACGUUCGCAUUGAUCGUGGUGUAUUUGUUGGCGCUCUAUGUGUAUGCCAAAUUUAAAUACAGAUUUGCGAACAAAAUUCCAUCCACAGAACCGAUGGUGCCAUUCUUUGGAAAUGGGUUGGAGUUUGCGCAGAAAAAUUGCUACAAGAUUUUCGUGAAUUUGAAGCGGGUUUUCGAGAACAACAAACACCAUCGUCUGUUCAAGUUGUGUUUUGGACCGAUUGUGGUUCUAUGUCCAACGCAUCCCGAUUUGAUCCAGAAGGUGAUGACCGAUACGGGUAGCAUGGAGAAACCGUACGUGUAUGAGUUUUUGCGCGUAGAUUUGGGGCUGCUGUCGGCGAAGUAUGACACCUGGAAGGUUCAUCGCAAACUGCUGAAUCCCACGUUCAACACCCGCAUCCUGAACAGUUUCAUUCCGAUCUUCAACGACUGCGCGGACAAAAUGAUCGAGAGCAUCCAUGAGCACGCAGCCCCCGGCAAAGUACUGAACAUUCUCGAAUUCACGUCGCCCUGCACUCUGGCCAUGAUCUGCAGGACGUCUCUUGGUGGAAAAGUACUGGAACGCGAAGGCACCCAGAAGUUUGUGGAAGGACUUGAGAUUAUUCUUAGCAACGUAGGCCUUCGCAUGUUCAACGCCAAUCUCCACCCAGAUAUUGUGUAUCGCUUCACACGCUUCUACCGUCGCGAAAUGGAGUCCCGGAAGUUCUGCUACGCAUUCACGGAUAAGAUUAUCCUAGAAAAACAACAGGAGCUUGCCGAAGCCAAGACCAAGGGAAAGCAGGACACGAACAACAACGCAAGUGAUUCCGGCAACGACAACUUCGAGGAGGAGGAAGAUGAUCUGUUGUCGUACAAGAAACCGCAGAUCUUCAUCGAUCAGCUGUUGACGAUUCCUCUGCCCGACGGGAAACCCUUCUCGCAUAAGGAGAUCUCCGAUCAUAUCUACACGAUGAUCGCUGCCGGAAACGAAACUUCGGCCACGCAAGCGGCCCACACCCUCAUGUACCUGGCGAUGCAUCCGGAAGUUCAGGAGAAAGCCGUUAAAGAAAUCAAGGAGCUGCUUCCCACCCCGGAAUCCAAGAUCACCUCGGAGGUCAUGAAGAAUAUGGUCUACAUGGAGAGGAUCAUCAAGGAAUCGCAGCGCCUUGCACCGGUUGCGGCCGUUUAUGGUCGGAAAACUAUAGCGGAUCUUCAGCUGGAUCAGUUCACGAUUCCGAAAGGAAACAUUUUCAUUUUGAACAUCUUUGCCCUGCAUCGACGAAAAGAAUACUGGGGUGAGGACGCUGAGCUGUUCAAUCCUGAUCGAUUCCUCCCAGAAAACAGCAAGAAUCGACAUCCGUUCGCGUAUCUUCCGUUCAGCGGUGGUAAUCGAGGCUGUAUUGGAAACCGUUACGCCAUGAUGAGUAUGAAGACGAUAGUGUCGGCCAUUCUGCGAAACUUCAAGAUAUCCACCGAUCUGGAGUAUGAGAAAAUCGAAUUCAAGUUCAAGGUAUCGAUGCACUUGUCAGGGCCACACCGUACCUUUGUCGAGCCACGCAAUCUCUACGGAUGAUCAUGACCGCGGCAGAUCCACUAGAAUAAGCGCUUAAACCUUAACAGUAGAACCCACUUAACAUACCUUUCACUCUGGUUGUUGCAUAUGAGGUUCUUUGGUUACCAGUUAGUAGCUUGCAAUACCGAACGCCGUGUACUAGUUUAUCGAUCGCUAGGCUAUGUCUAUAGUUUGCAACUCUGUAAUUGGAAAACAAUAAAGAAUACGCAUACAUACGUGAA